This is a messenger RNA of Limulus polyphemus (Atlantic horseshoe crab), 1675 nucleotides long. Its product is annotated as growth arrest and DNA damage-inducible proteins-interacting protein 1-like. The coding region runs from base 235 to 1116 and encodes 293 amino acids. Gene Ontology annotation, cellular component: nucleus. The transcript has a single exon. Lineage: Eukaryota; Metazoa; Arthropoda; Merostomata; Xiphosura; Limulidae. The record is from RefSeq and is a predicted model, not a curated record.
CUUUAAUAAUUAUAGAGACCGCUUUUUGCAUGCCGAACGCAGAAAAUAUGGUCUAUUCUGGAGCGUUCUAACAUUAUUUAUGGUUACUAAUACUAUGUAUGUAUAAAACGGUUAAAAAUUUGUAGUAAUCGUAGCGGUAUUGUAGAUUUUGUGGUAGCGAAUAUAAUCGUGUAUUUUCGCGUUCAAGAACGUCUUGGAGUGUAUUCUAAACAUCUUAUCUGUUUUGAACUAAUAAUGUAUAGGCCUAAUCUUCAUAGGUUGUUGAUCAAUAUAUCCAUUCCGAUAUGGAAUAAAAGUAAUAAAGUGUUCGAACCUUAUUUAGUAGGCCUGACAUCGAAUCUACGAUUCUCGUCGCAUGGUUUAUUUUCUAGCAAAGAUCCUUUGCAUUUGAUGAAAACUUUAAGCAUUACAAUUUCAUUUUCAAGUAAGUACUUUUUAAGAACUUACACAACUGACGAAGGAGUAAAUCAAAAUCCGCUAUUAUCAGAUGAAAUAUAUUCAGAAAAUGGUGAAAUUAAAUCUGAAUUAGAUCUGAAAAGGGACAAGUCGCGGUUACCAUCACGCAUAAAACAAAUGUACAUUCAGAAGGAAAUGCCUAUUCUCUAUGAAGAUUAUCAUUAUAGUGUAAGGAAUUUGAGAAAAUAUUAUGCAGCAUUUGGAAGCAGCUCUGGAUUGAAUCCAGGAAUUAUGUGGCCAACAAAAGCUGAACUUAAAGAUAUUUUGGAGCAUGAUUCUGUGUUUCACCCAUCCUUACAAGAUAUGUUAAGUAAAGUACGUCAUCAACGAGAAAAAGAAGAAAGAGAGAAAAAGUUACGUGAGCAAGAAAUUAAAAAUAAUAUUGCUAAGCUUGAUGCAUUGAAAAAAGACUUCUAUCAAAAACAAGCUAAAAAAGCAGCAGAUGCACAAGGUCAAAAAGAGAAGAAAGAAAGAAUGAUUGAAGAAGUCAGGCAGUUUUUAGGAUAUGAUAUUGAUCCAAAGGACCCCAAGUUUAAGGAAAUGUUAGAAAAGAAAGAAAAAGAAGAGAAGAAAGCAGAGAAGGAAGCCAGGAAGAAGGAAAAACAAGAUAAAAUGCUUGCUAAGCUUGCACAGAUUGCAGAGAGUUCUGCUCAAAAAUGAGUAAUUUAUAUAAUGACAAAAACUUGUCUUUAGUUUAAUUUUUCAAUGAUAAUUCUUGUAAAAACAAGUACAUGCUUUUUAUUUGAGCAGUUUAAUGAUUUGAUAAAACUAGAUAUUGUUUAGUUAAUACUAAUAUUUUCUGUGCUCUAAAGUAUAUAUGUAUCAACUAGUGUUCAUAUUUGCUUUACUUUGCAAGUUGUAGAGUUUUGCCUCGGAACAAGAUAGUAAGUUUUUAUGUUUACUUAGUAAACUUCUAUAUAAAGUCAGGUACUUUUGGGAAUAUAUUUUUCAGUUCUUUAGUACUAUUUUAAACAGAUGCAAUUAAAUUGAAUAACAAAUAUAUACAAAAAAAAGAUUUUUCAAUAAAACAAAAUAGUCGUAUUAGUGACAGAAAAGUUCAAUUUUGUUAAACAGUACUUACAAAGCUUUAAUGUAAAAAUAUUUAUGAUUAGUGAUGAUUAUAACAAUCUCCACGUUAAUAAUAAUUUUAAGGUAGGGAAUCAAGUUAACUGGAACAUUUUAACAGAUUUUGAUGGAUUAAAUUAUUGUAGCCCGAAAA